ACUAAAAUGAAAAAAAAAAAUCAAGAAAGCGAAAGUAGAAAAUGAAAAUGAAAAUAAUGAGUGUAGAGAUGAGAUUAUCCAAAAGAAGGGGAUAUGGUGUCCAAGUGGCAGAGCCCGAAUGGCUAAAGCAACAGCAUUGGCUCGCUUCCAAUAAUCCAGUCCAGGAAAAAGAUAUCCCCUCAACUCCAUGCCUCUCAAAAUCUCUUCACUUUCCUUAAUUUUAUCUAUUUUGUAUAAUAUCAAAUAAUACCAAAAACUGGUUGUGUAAACUUGAAGAGCAAAAAAUUUGUAGAGAGAGGAAAUGGCAACCAGCAGCAUCGCAUCUGCUGCCUGCGGAUUUGUGUUGGCACAAAAUGUGACGUCAAAUUCCAACACUCUGAAGACCAACAUGGUAUGCUUCUCUACUAAGAACAACAGAAGUUCAAGACUGGUUGUCAGGGCGGCGGAAGAGGCGGAGAAACCGGCCGCCGCCGCCACCGCCGAUGCACCUGCUGAAGCCCCUAAAGCAGCCAAGCCACCACCAAUUGGGCCCCCAAGAGGCUCUAAGGUAAGAAUCCUUAGGAAGGAAUCGUACUGGUACAAGGGCGUCGGCUCAGUUGUUGCUGUGGACCAGGUGAGAUACCAUAUGAUACGUCAAAAUCAUAUAAAUUGUCAAUUACUUAUAUUUGGAGUUUUUAUUGUUUAUGUAUACGUUUCCGAUUCAUGGCGAUAUACGAAAUCUAUUACUACUAUUAUUAUUAAUCUUACGAAUUUUGAUAUAUAUAAACUUUUUGAGAAUUGUAUAAUAAUUUACAUACAUAAUAUUUAGGUUUGAUCUUCAAAUUAAAUUAAGUUUGUUUUAUGUGCAGGAUCCGAAGAGUCGGUACCCGGUAGUGGUGCGGUUCAACAAAGUGAACUACGCAAAUGUAUCUACAAACAACUACGCUUUGGAUGAAGUGGAAGCUGUUGCCUGAACUCACAUGCCACUUUUAAAUUUGUAGCAUCCUUAUUUCCUACUUUCAAAUAUCAGACCCCUGUAUCAUACAUUUCUCAAUCUUAAUGUGCUUAUUUUUUAACC
Messenger RNA from Salvia miltiorrhiza (redroot sage), 1057 nucleotides. Its product is annotated as photosystem I reaction center subunit IV A, chloroplastic. Gene Ontology annotation, biological process: photosynthesis. NCBI's taxonomy places the organism in Eukaryota, Viridiplantae, Streptophyta, Magnoliopsida, Lamiales, Lamiaceae. Gene Ontology annotation, cellular component: photosystem I reaction center; photosystem I. Bases 302 to 808 code for a protein of 168 amino acids. The transcript has 2 exons. The record is from RefSeq and is a predicted model, not a curated record.